Hypanus sabinus (Atlantic stingray) is the source of this 3750-nucleotide messenger RNA. It is a transcript of the gene chn2, whose product is annotated as chimerin 2. The coding region runs from base 622 to 2148 and encodes 508 amino acids. Gene Ontology annotation, molecular function: GTPase activator activity. The record is from RefSeq and is a predicted model, not a curated record. The transcript is spliced from 14 exons. Lineage: Eukaryota; Metazoa; Chordata; Chondrichthyes; Myliobatiformes; Dasyatidae. Gene Ontology annotation, biological process: signal transduction; regulation of small GTPase mediated signal transduction; positive regulation of GTPase activity.
ACGCGCCGGCCGAGCGAGGGGACCACAGAUCCCAGAAGGCGCUGAGUCGGCAGUGGAGGAGGUGGGCAGAAUGUCCAGUCUGCUUGCAGCCUCCGGUCGGGCGCUCUUCGAGUUGGCUUUCUGCACACAUGGUACCGGCCACAAUACCCCCUAGACUGUUUGGGAAAUGGCGCAGGCAAUAAUUUGUAACACUCGCGUUAUAUAAAACAAAACACUCCUGUGUUAUCAGAGCCUCGUGGACUGCAGUGUUUGCGGCUCCUGGUUUCCUUUCUAUCCUGUCAUUUUUUUUAUUGGCUGGAGAGACUGUUGGGGAUCGUGGAGCAGAGUUUGAGUGAGCGUCUCAAGCAGCGAGGCAGCCCCCGACUCGGGAACUGUGGCGCUCGUCACUUUGUUACAGGGGUAAUCGAGUUGGAAACAUUGUACCGCAGCCUGUUGUGUGGGUGCCGGAUGGCAGAGGCUGUCCACUCGCGCACACGCUCUGCCCCGGGAGGGGGAGUUUGACGGAGGGCAACGCACCGACUUGACAGUUCAGGAAGUGGUUUGAAAUGGGCUAUACACGGAAAAGGUUGCCGGCGUGUCAGCAUUAAAAUCCGCAGCAGACCGGCGGCAGAUCCGUCCAGAAUGGCAUCAAGUAACUCCAGUUUAUCUGGCUCGUCAGUCUCGUCAGGUUGCACUGGCAGCUAUGGGACAGCAAGCAUGAUGCUGGAGGAACCUGGGAUAUGUGGAUGGAAACGGACAGGCAUGCUUUCAGCUCAAGACCCUUCACCUGGACGUAAUCAGGCACAAAAACAUGCUGAAGAAUACCAACCACCGAUAUGGAAAUCCUACUUAUACCAGUUACAGCAAGAAGCACCACGUCCAAAGAGAAUGACUUGCCCCCGAGAGGUUGAAAACAGACCAAAGUACUAUGGAAGAGAAUUCCAUGGGAUGAUAUCUCGUGAGGAGGCUGAUGAACAGCUUGGUGGAGUUGAGGGAGCUUACCUCAUCAGAGAGAGUCAACGUCAGCCAGGGAGUAACACUUUGGCUCUGAGAUUUGGAUAUCAGACAUUAAACUACAGAUUGUUCUAUGAUGGAAAGCACUUUGUAGGAGAGAAACGAUUUGAGUCAAUCCAUGAUCUCGUGACGGAUGGUUUGAUAACCCUUUACAUAGAAACUAAAGCAUCUGAGUAUAUUUCUAAGAUGACCACCAAUCCCAUCUAUGAGCACAUAGGAUAUGCCACACUGUUGAGAGAGCAAACCUCAAAAAGACUGAUAAAAACAAAGCAAGACAUUAGGAAGGUGUCCUUGAUGAACGAUGAAAACAGUUCAGUUGAAAAGAUCACCUCGCUUGUCAGAAGGGCUGCCUUGAAGCAAAAUGAGAACAACUUCAACUAUGAGAAAGCUCACAAUUUUAAGGUCCAUACAUUCAGAGGUCCUCACUGGUGUGAAUUCUGUGCCAACUUUAUGUGGGGCCUGAUAGCACAGGGAGUCAGGUGUUCAGAUUGUGGUUUGAAUGUACAUAAGCAGUGUUCGAAGUUUGUACCUAAUGAUUGUCAGCCUGACCUCAAAAGAAUCAAGAAGGUGUACAGUUGUGACCUGACGACACUGGUGAAGGCCCACAAUACGCAGAGGCCUAUGGUGGUGGACAUGUGCAUUCGGGAGAUUGAGGCUCGAGGUUUGAAAUCCGAGGGGCUUUACAGAGUGUCUGGAUUUAGCGAACACAUAGAAGAUGUUAAAAUGGCAUUUGACCGAGAUGGUGACAAAGCUGACAUCUCUGCCACAAUGUAUGCAGACGUCAAUAUCAUUGCUGGGGCCCUUAAGCUGUACUUUAGGGAUCUGCCAAUACCUGUCAUCACCUAUGAUUCGUAUCAGAAGUUCAUUGAAUCAGCCAAAAUUACUAGCCCGGAUGACAGGCUGGAGGCGAUCCAUGAAUCAUUGAUGUUACUACCUCCGGCGCACUAUGAGACUUUGCGACAUUUGAUGAUUCAUCUGAAAAAGGUCACUUUGCUCGAAAAGGAAAACUUGAUGAACGCAGAGAACCUUGGGAUUGUCUUUGGGCCAACGCUGAUGCGACCUCCUGAGCAAAAUACACUGGCAACUUUGAAUGACAUCCGAUACCAGAGACUGAUCGUCCAGCUCUUGAUUGAAAAUGAAGAUGUAUUGUUCUGAGAAAGGAAAGCAAUAUGACAUAUUAAAAAAAAACAAUGCUGUAGUUGCAACUUGUGACCGAGCUAUAACGGCACUGCUGAGUCCUUAUAGGUUGGCUGUGUGGACGAAGAAAGCUGUGACACUGCAGACAUCCUGCAGUCCUUUCUUGUUAGGAAAUACAUGUUUAAUAUAUGAGCUAAGGCCGGUAAAGAAAACUGUUCCUAAUAUCUUAUACACUUUUGAACAUCAGUUGGACAGAGUUAUAUUAGGAAGAACAAAGCAACAGUUAUAUGUACAAUUCCCAUAAGCUGCAGAGUUGAUUUCAUUGUUCCUUUUUUAGAAUAUAUAUAUAUAAAGGCAUAUACGCUCAAUCAAAAAUGCCAAUAAUCAAAAUUCCACUCCAAAGUUAGCCUGGUGCGAAGUGAGUGUAUUUUCAUUUGUAAUAAUAGUAUUUACUUGUUUUGUAUUUGAAUUAUAUCACAGAGUUCAGAAUUGCACUAAGUGUCUCUACAAAUUGGUAUAUCAACUAAUAUAUACCUUUACAUUUUUUUUCAAGGUUCAUUAACUUAAAUAGAGAUUUGUGCUACAUAUAACAAAUUAUCCAGCUAAUAUACUACAAGUGAUCAAUUUUAUAAUGAUUGUGGGAGAUCUGUGCCACUUACAUGCAACAGUAAAGGACAGCAUUCAAAUAGUAAUGUUCACAAUCUGUAAUUAUAAUUUUUCCUUUUCUGCUUCAAAUUCCCCCUAUAUUUACUGAGUGCUCAGUCAACGUUCCUCUCAUUUUUUUUUACACAGCUGUGCAGGCCCACCAUUGCUAUGUGUGCAGCACUUUAAUAAAAUAUUAUAUAAAAAGAAAUUCCAGCUGCACGGACAUAAAGGCUAUACGCACUUGAGCAUUACAGUUACUGUGCAGCUUCAAGAGAAUGGUGGUACUCAGUAAAAAAUUGAUUAAUUGUCACAUUACUGAAUUUAGGACUGGUGCCUAUUGAUUCGUGGAAGGCAUUUAAUUGUGUAUAUGUAUAAAGCUGUACUUAGUUGUCAAUUUGGUAAUGAUAGCAGAAAGUCACCAAAGUUAUGAGUUGAGGAGGAGGAGGGAUCUUCUGUAGUUUUUCCAUGUUAUUGAGAACAUUAGUUAUGAUCCCUAAGUGAGCAGCAUUUGAAAACAGUCAAACAUAGUACCUUCAUGAUAAAUUUCUGAAUUCCGUCACUUUGGUUAAAAACACUUGUGAAAUCAUUUAUGUAUUGGAAUAGCAACAUUCUAUGACACAACAGCAGUCCACUCAUCUUUUGAAAAAUACAUCAGUUCAAAAUGGUUGAAACAUCCUGAAGUAUUUUGUGCAUAUAAAUUUGAUAAUUUUCAAAUCCAAAUACGAUUUCUGUAUAAAUCAAAUGCUGCAGUUGCUUAAAAGACCACUUUUUGAUUCCUUUCUGAGGUGUAAGUUUGAUUGUUAUGUUGUAUUUGCCAUUGUCACUGGUACCCAUAAAUGAAAUGUCUUCCUUCAAAAACUUUGGCUAUUUUAUUUCUCCUCUAGUAAUGUGUGAAUGAUACCAGAUUUAUGUUGUAAAUUAAACAAUGUACUGUGAAAAUUUUAUUAAACGUGGCAUUAAAUUCAAAUGCAGAAA